GCACGAGUCGUUUUAAUUUUCCGUUACGAAAAGCUUCGAUAGCGAUUUAAACCCAAAAAAAAAAAAGAAACGUGCCACCGGAUCAUUAUUGAUUUGAUCUAAUCCGUCGGAUAAGUUCAAUCGUGCCACCGGCGACACUCGACAGAUCUAUAAAACCCAAACUGUUUCUCUCUCUCUCUCUCCCUCUCUCUGUGGUUUCUGAGAAGUGAUAAGGCGUUCGAGUCGAUACGACGCCGAUUUGUGUUAUUCCCGGCGAUAGAGAGAGAGAGGUUGGAGAUGGAUGAUCGAGGAGGAGGCUCGUUCGUGGCGGUGAGGAGAGUUGCUCCACGGCUUGAACAGGGAAGCGUUUACCAUUCUUCAUCCUCUGCUGAGGUUGUGGCUGGAUCGGCAGCUUGGUUAGGCCGUGGCCUUUCCUGUGUUUGUGCUCAAGGAACUCAUGGCGACUCCCGUCCUUCUUUUGAUCUUACGCCUGCUCAGGAGGAAUGCCUCCACAAGUUGCAGAGCCGCAUCGAUGUGGCAUAUGACAGCUCAAUUCCUCAGCAUCAGGAAGCUUUAAAGGAUCUUUGGAAACUAGCCUUUCCUAAAGAAGAGCUACACGGAAUUGUAUCUGAGCAGUGGAAGGAAAUGGGUUGGCAGGGAAAAGAUCCUUCUACAGAUUUUAGGGGUGGUGGUUUCAUUUCUCUUGAAAACUUGUUGUACUUCGCUAAAAAUUUCCCGAAAUCCUUCCAAGACCUUCUGCGGAAGCAGGUUGGGGAUCGUUCUGUGUGGGAAUACCCGUUCGCCGUUGCUGGCAUCAAUAUUACCUUCAUGCUUAUCCAGAUGCUUGGCCUUGAAGCAGUGAAACCACGAAGUAUUGUUGGCGAAACAUUUUUGAGAUUCCUUUCGGUGAACGAAUCUGCGUUUGACCUUCUGUAUUGUAUUGCGUUCAAGCUAAUGGAUCAGCAAUGGCUCUCCAUGCGUGCUUCAUAUAUGGAAUUUAACACGGUAAUGAAAUCGACAAGGCGGCAAUUGGAAAGAGAGAUAAUGCUGGAAGACAUAACAAGUAUUGAAGAUAUGCCAUCAUACAGCCUUUUAAGUCAAUAAAUAGCCUACAGCUUACGAAGGACUACUAACACCUCAAGAUAUAUCGAAAAGCCCAAGACAACAACAGAGCAAACAAGCAAAAAUGGAAAAGAAGAGGAUAAGGUCUCUCACUCACUCACCACUUUACUUCUGAGAUUUGCCUUUAUCUUAGUGAUUGGCUCCAUGAGAUUUGGGACAUUGGGUUGUUAUUUCUUUGCAACAUAAAAUGCAGGUUUUGUUUCUUAUUGGAUUAGUUCUAACUUGUGUUGAUUGUAAAAACAUUGUUUGUUAGCUAUUAAAUUUACAUGACAUCUUAAUAAAUUAAAAUGGGAUGUGCUUUUGUA
Raphanus sativus (radish) is the source of this 1406-nucleotide messenger RNA. RefSeq lists its product as uncharacterized. NCBI's taxonomy places the organism in Eukaryota, Viridiplantae, Streptophyta, Magnoliopsida, Brassicales, Brassicaceae. The transcript is spliced from 10 exons. Bases 277 to 1083 code for a protein of 268 amino acids. The record is from RefSeq and is a predicted model, not a curated record.